Molecule: messenger RNA, 374 nt
Organism: Staurois parvus
Lineage: Eukaryota; Metazoa; Chordata; Amphibia; Anura; Ranidae
Source: the annotation of a GenBank genome assembly
GCACUGAUAGGCAGCACUGACUGGCACUGUUAGGUGGCACUGAUGGGUGGCGCUGACUGGCUUUGAUAGGUGGCACUGAAAGGCAGCUCAUAUGGGCACUGAUAUGUGGCAUUGAUAUGCACUGGUAGGCACUGAUAUGUGGCAUUGAUGUGGCACUGAUGGGCACUGGCAGGUGGCAUUGAUGAGCACUGACAGCUGGUAUUGAUGGACACUGACAGGUGGCACUGCUGGGGCUACACUGAUCAUCAGGGCACACUGAUCAUCAGUGCCCUGAUGAUCAUCGUACAUGUCCCUUCUGAAGCUGUCAGCGUGACAGCUUGUGAGGAGAGAAAUGCCGAUAACUGUCAUUUCCUUAUUUACAUGUGAUCAGCUGU